This is a messenger RNA of Culicoides brevitarsis, 2135 nucleotides long. It is a transcript of the gene Klc, whose product is annotated as kinesin light chain. Gene Ontology annotation, biological process: microtubule-based movement. Gene Ontology annotation, molecular function: kinesin binding. The transcript has 5 exons. The record is from RefSeq and is a predicted model, not a curated record. Lineage: Eukaryota; Metazoa; Arthropoda; Insecta; Diptera; Ceratopogonidae. Bases 168 to 1739 code for a protein of 523 amino acids. Gene Ontology annotation, cellular component: kinesin complex; cytoplasm.
UAAUAGUCGCCUACUUCGAGUGAUUCAUUCGUAUUUUCGUAUUUUAUUGUAUUUACAUCAUUUUCGACGUGAAUUAAUUGAAAUUUUUGUGUCCAGCUGUUUUGGUGCAUUGCCUAAAUUGUGAAAAUUGUGUUUUCCAAAGACGUAAAAUAGAAACAAUUGGAAAAAUGACACAAAUGACUCAAGAAGAGAUUGUCAGUAACACAAAGACAGUCCUACAGGGACUGGAAGCGUUGCGUGUCGAGCACAUGUCCCUCAUGCAAAACCUCUCGGAAGGCAAAAAGGAUCCCGAUAAAUCCGACAUCGUGCAGAAAAACAUCGAAAGUAUUGAAUUAGGAUUAGGCGAGGCGCAAGUCAUCAUCGUGCUGGCAUCGCAUUUGCAAAAUAUCGAAGCGGAGAAGCAAAAACUUCGCACUCAGGUUCGUCGUUUGUGUCAAGAGAACGCCUGGUUGCGUGAUGAGCUCGCCAAUACGCAGCAAAAGUUACAAGCUUCCGAGCAAAUGGUCGCCCAACUCGAGGAGGAGAAGAAGCAUUUGGAAUUUAUGGCAUCUGUGAAGAAAUACGACGAAAACACGGAAAACGAAGAAAGCAUUGAAAAAUCGCGUUCUGUGGAUCCCGUCGUCGAUCUCUUCCCGGAAGAAGAAGCGGAAGAUCGCAACAACAUGUCGCCCAUUCCCCCAAGUCAAUUUGCGAACCAAGCAAAUUCAGGCUACGAAAUUCCCGCGCGUUUGCGAACUUUGCACAAUUUGGUCAUUCAAUACGCGUCGCAAGGACGUUACGAAGUUGCCGUUCCGUUGUGCAAACAAGCGCUCGAAGAUCUCGAAAAGACAAGCGGGCACGAUCAUCCCGACGUUGCGACAAUGUUGAAUAUCCUCGCGUUGGUUUAUCGCGAUCAAAACAAGUAUAAAGAAGCUGCCAACCUUCUAAAUGACGCCUUGAACAUCCGCGAGAAGACAUUGGGCGAAAAUCAUCCCGCAGUUGCCGCAACUCUCAAUAAUUUGGCUGUUUUGUAUGGCAAACGGGGCAAAUACAAGGAUGCUGAACCUCUUUGCAAACGCGCCUUGGAGAUCCGUGAGAAGGUUUUGGGCAAAGAUCAUCCCGAUGUGGCGAAACAAUUGAAUAAUUUGGCACUUUUGUGUCAAAAUCAGGGCAAAUACGACGAAGUUGAGUUGUAUUAUCAACGUGCAUUGGAAAUUUACGAACUCAAGUUGGGACCAGAUGAUCCGAAUGUCGCGAAAACUAAAAAUAACUUGGCUAGUUGCUACUUGAAGCAAGGCAAGUACAAGGAUGCCGAGAUGUUGUACAAACAGGUGUUGACACGAGCUCACGAACGUGAAUUUGGGGCAAUUGACGGCGAUAACAAACCAAUUUGGCAGGUUGCUGAAGAACGCGAAGAAAACAAACACAAAAACUUGGAAAAUACCCCUUACGGCGAAUACGGAGGAUGGCAUAAGGCUGCAAAAGUUGAUUCACCAACGGUAACAACAACAUUAAAAAAUCUCGGUGCUCUAUAUCGACGACAGGGCAAAUACGAGGCUGCCGAAACUUUAGAGGAUUGUGCAUUACGAAGCAAAAAAGAGGCAAUAAAUUUGGUAAAACAGGCAAAAGUAGCACAAAUCCUCGGAGGAGACGAUAAACGUCGCUCUCGACACAUGCGUGGACCAUCUGGCGACGGCGCUGAAAGCUUUGAUGCCAGCAUGGGAGAAUCCGAUCUAAAUCGAAGACUUUCCAAAUCUUAAAAAACAAAAUUUUACAAAAAAUUUAUAAUAUCCAAGUUGCAAAGCGUGCUAACCGAAGCUUUGUAUUCUUUUAAAUUUAUUCUCUGUUAUUAUUUGCACCGUGUUUUAGUUGUAAGAUUAGAUUUUAGUUAUUGUGCGAAUCAAAAUUAAAUUAUUUUUUUCUUUUUUUUUUAUUAUCCAAACCAGUGAACAUUUUGAUUAAAAAAAAUUCAAUAAAAAAAAUAAAUUUUUAGAAAAUUUUUGGAAAAAGUGCUGAAACUACUUAAAAAAUAUCUAAGAUCUGUUGCAAAAAUAUUUAAACUCACGCAAAAAAUUAAAUAAAUAAAAAAAUCUUAAAAAAAUAUUCGAGAAAAAAAAAUACAAAUAAUAAAAUUUAUUUUAAGGCGAAAUUGUAUG